AUCUGACAGUCGGGUAGCCGUGUAAACAGUUUAAACUCUAAACUGACAGAAAAGGCGUUCGUUUGCGCUUUUGCGAUUGUAUUGCAUGUGAAACCGAAUCGUUGUUUUCAGUCAUCCGGUAAUGUGCAGAAGCCGACAAAGGAAGCAUCAAGAGGAAUGAUGCAUUAGCUACCGAAUGUCGCAGUGUUGUGGAUAUUCUCGGAUUGUGGAUAUUUUGUGAAACAAGAAUUGGGGUGUGCUUGACGGCCACGUUGGCUUCUCCUGGAUCCUGAUUUUUAUUUUUAUUUACUAGUUAAUCAUCAUGCAACAAAGUAGUGAACUAGAAGCCUUGCGGCAAGAAACAGAACAGUUGAAAAACCAAAUUAGGGAGGCCAGGAAAGCCGCCGUAGAUACGUCACUAAGCCAAGCAACUGUAAAUGUAGAUACUGUAGGAAGAAUACAGAUGCGCACGCGUCGAACAUUGCGUGGCCAUCUUGCAAAAAUAUAUGCCAUGCAUUGGGCUUCAGAUUCAAGUUUAAGGAAUCUAGUGUCUGCCUCUCAAGAUGGUAAACUCAUUGUGUGGGAUGCAUUUACUACAAACAAGGUGCAUGCUAUACCUCUGCGAUCCAGCUGGGUGAUGACUUGUGCCUAUGCUCCCUCUGGCAGCUACGUAGCAUGUGGUGGUCUCGACAACAUCUGCUCCAUAUACAGUCUGAAAACACGCGAAGGCAACGUCAGAGUGAGCCGGGAACUGCCUGGACACACAGGCUAUCUUUCCUGUUGUAGGUUUAUCGAUGACAACCAAAUAGUUACCAGUUCUGGAGACAUGACUUGUGCAUUAUGGGACAUAGAAACAGGUCAGCAAACUACAUCAUUUACUGGCCAUACAGGCGACGUAAUGAGUCUAUCUCUAGCCCCUGACAUGAAGACAUUUGUAUCAGGGGCAUGUGAUGCAUCAGCAAAGCUCUGGGAUAUUCGAGAUGGAAUGUGUAAACAAACUUUCUCAGGCCACGAGUCAGAUAUUAAUGCAAUUACGUAUUUUCCUAAUGGCUUUGCGUUUGCGACUGGCUCGGACGAUGCCACAUGUCGUCUGUUUGAUAUUCGAGCUGACCAGGAGAUCGGGAUGUAUUCUCACGACAACAUUAUUUGUGGUAUCACAUCGGUGGCCUUUUCUAAGAGUGGACGUCUCCUCCUUGGAGGCUAUGAUGAUUUCAAUUGUAACGUCUGGGAUGUACUUAAGCAAGAACGAGCAGGUGUUUUAGCUGGGCAUGACAACCGUGUUAGCUGUUUGGGUGUAACUGAGGAUGGUAUGGCAGUGGCCACAGGAUCCUGGGAUAGCUUCUUGAAGAUUUGGAAUUGAUGAAACCGUCUGUACUGUGUCUUGUCGCUUCUUUCUGUCAUGGCGUCUUGUUUCACGACGAGGAAGCUUGUGUUUUGCAAGGUUUCUCAUCACUUGACUAAAACAAGUGGGUUUUGGCAUGAACAGUUUUCCCCGUUUGUUAGACGAGUCUUUAAAUGUGUGUCAGUCUCUCAUCAGUGUUUGGAGGAACUAGCCAGCAGAGCGAUCAAGCCUUCGUGUGUCGUUUCCGACACACUUUGAACAAAUCUGCAAGCUUGCUCAUCGAUUGAAAUAUAUAGCAAGCUUUCUCGUUGAUUGGAUUUGUAGCAAGCUUGCCUGUCGAUUGGAUUAAAGAAGCAAAAACAACAAAGUGCAGACAAAGGAAUCUACGGAUCGGAAGGCUUGUAAAAAGGCAUCCAAGAAACGAAACAUUUUGCAAUAAUAUUUUUUGUUCAUUGAAGCACAAUUGUAUUUCAGAUGUUGCCAUACGUUAAAUGCAAUGUCUGCACUGCGAUGUGUUUCCAAUGAAUUUAGAAUGAAUCUUGAUUUCUCACCAGUCGUCUGCUACGGGGCAAUGCCAAACAAAACUUGUAGGUAAUAUAUUUAUGUAGUGAAAUAAGAAGUUUUGAAUUUCACUGCAAAUUGUAGAGUUUUAUUGUGUUUAAUGAACUUGCGAUGAUUAACUGUCUUGGAUGCUUGCAAGAUGUUCAGGUGAGAUAUUUGUGUAUAAAAAUCAAUAAAUAUUCCUAUAUCUUUUUGAUAUUUAAUUCGUGGAUGAAUUUUGAUGUAAAUGCUAUAAAAUCGUCAUAGUGACCAGAAAUGCAUCUCGCUCAAGGGUCUUUUAGUUGUGCUCUCUUUAUAACGUAAUUCAUGUGUCGUUCUCUCCAAAAAAUGCACACAGAUCUGUUGGUCCCGACCUCUCAUAUAUGCAAUUUACCCUCAUUAACAUUGUCGAUUGAUGCAAAUGUGCAUAAAAUUUAUGAAAAUUAGAAUUUCACCAACAGUUGUAAUUACAUGAGAAUUAACAGCGUUCAACAAAAAAAUGUAAAAUCCAAAAUCGAAGAAAGGAGAAAUGGUCGGGACUAAAGUUGGAAAUUUCAUUCUCCUCCAACAAGUGCACUUGCCAGGUAGUCGGUUCACUAUUUUCAUCCUUGGAAAACACUUUUGUGGAUGAGAGGGUCUGUUGUUGAGACCUUGAGGAUGAAAAAACUGAACUGAAGUUAAAACAACAUAAUGCCUAGACAGCUGAUUAGCUGUACCCACAUUAUAAAGUUAACCUGUGCAGGUUUUAAUUUCAAGUGCAAUGAAUACUUGAAACGAUUUGUUUGUAAAGUGCACCAGUUCCUCGUAAAUUUUCACAUUUUGUCUCACGUUUAUCUUGCACCUAAUUUAAGGUUAUAUUCCAUCCUAAUCUGGACCAAGCAUAGGUUUCAGAUGUCUCGUGGUGGGUUUUUAUCAAAACAUAAAAACAUUAGUGAUUCUGUGGAACAAUUUUCACACAAAGAGUUUCAUUUACUGAGAUUAUUUUCAACACUAUUAGAUUAUUUGUCUUGUUUAGUGUUCUGCAUUAACGUACUUGCCAACUGGUUCGGUUUACGUGAAACUUUAAAAUCUUGUGGGAUUAUGAAUUAAGAGUUGGAAAAAAUGGGAUUUUCAUCAUUAUUGUAUACCAAUAAUAUUGUUCUAUUGAAAAUAUAGCAGCCUAAUUUUGUUUGUGUAUUUAAGUUUUUAUUUUCUUUUUCCUGUAGAAAGUAGAAUCAACUGUUGUUCAUUCUAUCAUUAAAAAUUUAAUCUUUUGUUUUUUCAAAUGUUGAAUGAACAAAUCAUAUUCCUAUAGUAGGCACUGAUAUAAUAAGAAUAUUUGUAAGAAAACUGCAUAAUUUGAUCGUCAUUCUCAUUGUUUUAACAGGAAAUAAACGUAAUAUAUAUGUACAUCAUUUUCUUCAGACUGACUAAAACUGCUAGUAGUAAACAUAGACUAAAUGAUCCUUACGGUUUAGUUUUUAGAAUGUUUAGGUAUAAAUAUGUGUAAAAGAUUUACGUGGAAGCUGUUUGGCUGGUGUUUGUGUGUUAGUGUUCCUUCCAGGGUACAAAAGCACCACGGUAAGCAGGCAAAAGUUUGUUGGGUUUUUUUUGGCUUGUAUUGCAUAGAAUAUUUUGUUAAAAAAUGAUGAUCAACAACGGCCAUAAUCAAUUUGAAAAUUGAUUAGCAAAUCCCAUCAUAACAUUUUAGAAUUGUGUAGCAAUCUCUGGUCUGUCCAUGUAAAACAUAUAUUUAGUUUUGAAAGUGGUCUUUUACCUAUGGUUGGACACACACAGUACUGUAAAUACUGCAUGCACCAGGUGUAUUUAACUCUGUAACAAACACUAUCAUUCAAAAUAUGAUUUUUAGAUUAAUAAGUUUUGUGAUAACGAGAUCAAAUAGCCGUAUUAGUUUUUUUCUUUUUUAUUAUUUUAGAAAAGUAAAACAUUAAAAUUUAAUAAUUUAUUUUUAUUUUAUUGCUAAUGAAUUGAAUCUAAAACAAUUUUUUGUGUUAGUAUAUUGUGUAAGUUGAUGAACUAUUUAAAAUGUGUUUAGUGUAUUUUUCUUUUGCAUUUAUGAUUUUUUUUUUUCUUUUCUAUCGUGUGACCUUAUCAAACAUAUGAAUUGCCAAUGUAUGUACGUUAAUUGACAAAUAUACAAUUGAGCUGUUAUUAUUGCAAAUGCCAUUAUCUCACUGCAUAGGCUUUGUAAGUAAUGAGCUUGUAAAGUAUGGUAGUCUUGGUUAUUUUUCUGUUCUUUUACAUAAUCAACGUAGUAUUUAUUCCUGAAUUUACAGUGCAUGAUUUAUCUCAACAUUAUUGUUGUUUAUUUUUAAAAACUUUUUUUUUUUAAAUUAUCUUUUCUUUUUUUUUUUUUUUUUUUUUUUUCUUUUUUCUUUUUUUUUUGCCUAUGCGGUGAGAUCGUUUCGUUUGAUAUCCUUGUUCAUACAUGCACCAAGACAAGUAAAACUGAACAAAUCUUUAAACGUUGACCAUUAAAAUAGGUGUUUAAAAAUCUUGUAUUUAUCUAAAGUAUUUUUUAUAGACAAAUCAUUUAUAUUAAAAAAAAAAUAAUAAUUAAGAUAUUGGUCAAAUUUGAAUUAGUUCAUAAUAACAAUUUGGUGCACAUUAUCAAAAUUUAUAAAGUUCUGUGUAAUUGUAAUCUCAUUUAAAUGCUUUGGUUAUGGGAAAAUGUUUAAAGCACAAAUAAAUAUAUAAAUCUGCCACUCGCAAAUGUGAUAAAUGAAGUUGAAGAUUGACUGUUGACCUAAUAACUCCAAAGAAUUAAAAAAGAAAAGGAAAAAAAAGACAUGUUCCAAGUGAAAUUGUUAAAAACUUGGGGUGGAGCAAAUUUCAAAUGUCAGCCCAAUUAGGUUUAAUGACUACAAGUUUCAGAAGAAAAAGUAACACCAACUAAUAAAAAAACAAAACAUGAUUUUCUAUGUCAAAAUGAAAUGUAAUAAACUUUGGGUGGAGCAAAUUGCAGAUGUCAUCCAACAAAAAGAUACAAAUUAGUUAUUUGACAAUUUACUAUUUAGGACUAUACAUGUUUGUCAGACUUAUCAAAUAUUUGCCUUCCAAUAGCUGAUGAUUAAUUGUUACAAAGCAUGUGUACAUGCAUCUUUAACUGGUAAUUUUACAUACUGUUCAGUUUUACUUGUCUUGGUUUUUUGGUGUUUUUUCACACUUGUAUUUCGUAUGCGAUUUAGUAAUGGUAUAAGAGUGAGUGACCAUCAGCAGAUGUCCGUAUGUCUGUGUGUAUGUAUGUAAGUAUGUAGUAACAGAACCGAAGCUAUUCAUGAGCUUCGCUUGUGUAACCAUUUCUGUGUAGUGAACAGUAGAAACCUGUUGUCUCAUUUUCACAAACGUUUAAAAUUUGACCCUGAUGUAAAUGAAACAGCAAAUUGUGUUUAAAAUCACACAAUUAUUUUUGUGCCCAUGGUCUAGCAGAGCUUUGACGUUAUUGGUUUUUCUAGUCUUAAGAGAAUUCUGUCAUUCAGAUGGAAUUUGGCAGUUUAUCAAAAUUAACAAAACAAUUGCUUGACAGUGUUUGGUUACAAGUUUCAGCUGUGCUCAUAAAUAAAUGAAACAACUUUUUUUUAAAACUAAAAUAGUCAUGUUGAACUGAAUGACUUAUUUUUACUGAAAAAACCCACAAAUAAGACCCAUUUAAUAAGUCACGACACUUUCUUUAUAUAUAAAUUUUUGCUACAGGGCCCCAAACUGGCCUUUGUGUUGUUGUUUUUUCAACAUGUCUACCAUGGACAAUUUACUAAUCAUCUGUUGAAUGAACAGCUAUAUUGUAACACCUUUAGUUCUGUUGCUUCGGUGUCUGGAAUGAAAAUAAUAAACGUUAUCAAAAGUGGAACAAAUCUUUAUCAAGUGAAGCAUGAACAACAGGAGUAGUAUUAAUUUGUGCAUUCAUUUUCGUAUGUGUAUGUGUAACUUCAUUUGUCAAAUAAAGCUAUUUGUCUUUAUGAUAUCAUGUUCGUCGGUCUUUUCUGUUGCUAAUAAAAUAUUUGUAAGAUGAAAA
Molecule: messenger RNA, 5873 nt
Organism: Gigantopelta aegis
Lineage: Eukaryota; Metazoa; Mollusca; Gastropoda; Neomphalida; Peltospiridae
Product: guanine nucleotide-binding protein subunit beta
Exons: 11
Coding region: 302-1339 (345 amino acids)
Biological process (GO): G protein-coupled receptor signaling pathway
Cellular component (GO): heterotrimeric G-protein complex; cytoplasm
Molecular function (GO): signaling receptor complex adaptor activity; protein binding
Source: RefSeq, a predicted model, not a curated record